AUGUCGAUAUGCGGAAUGGUUAGCCAAUAUCGUUGCGGUAACCAAAAAAAUGGAAAGAUCCGAAUUUGCAUCGACUUCAAAGAUCUCAAUCUCGCCACUCCAAAAGAUGAAUAUGUCAUGCCUAUAGCAGACAUGUUGAUCGAUUCUGCGGCGGGACACCGGAUUUUGAGUUUAAUGGAUGGAUACGCAGGGUAUAACCAAAUUUCAUUAGCAGAAGAAGAUAUACCCAAAACUGCAUUUAGGUGCCCAGGAGCGUUGGGAAUUAAUGAAUGGAUAGUUAUGCCAUUCGGUUUAAAGAAUGCUUGGGCGACUUACCAACGAGCUAUGAACACUAUCUUUCAUGAUCUUAUUGGGCGGUCAAUGGAGGUAUAUAUUGAUGAUGUGAUCAUUAAGUUUACUGACUUUGAUUCACAUUUGGUUGAUUUAAAAAAUGCUUUUAUUCGAAUGAAACAGUACAACCUGAAAAUGAACCCAACGAAAUGUGCCUUUGGAGUUUCGGCAGGGAAUUUCUUGGGGUUUUUAGUACAUGAAAAAGGAAUAGAGAUUGACGCGAACAAAGCCAAAGCUGUUCUAACAAUGCGGUCGCCUCAGUUGGUCAAACAAGUACAAAGUUUUUUGGAAAAGGUGAAUUACCUAAGGCGUUUUAUAUCAAACGCCGCAGGGAAAUUAAAACCUAUCACGAAAUUAUUACGGAAUAAGGCCACCGAUUUUUCUUGGGGUCGGGACCAACAGAAGGCAUUGGAGGAAAUCAAGGAGGCCUUGGUUAACCCGCCUGUGUUGGUUCCUCCAAGAGGCGACCGACCUCUUCGGUUAUAUUUGGCUAACAGUUUUGAUGUGGUAAGCAGUCUCUUGGUACAAGAAUGGGAAGAUGGUAAGGAAAGAGCCAUUUAUUAUUUAAGCAAAACUUUAGCAGGACCUGAGUUGAAUUACAGUAUGCCCGAAAAAAUGUGUUAUUCUUUAGUCUUCGCCUGCACUCGGUUGGAACAUUAUAUUCUGCCAAGAGAAACCGAAGUGGUUUCUAAAAUGGAUUUGGUCAGACUAAUGUUGCACAGACCGACCAUGCAAGGUAGAUUAAUGAAGUGGGCUAUUAAGCUGGCUCCUUUUGCACUACGCCACCGACCUCUCAAGGCUGUGAAAUGGCAAGUUGUGGCUGAUUUUUUGGUUGAGUUUACAAGCGAUGGGUCAUCAGAAAAUAAAAUAAUGCCAUAUAUUGGCACCAGUCCUUGGAAAAUAUUUUUUGAUGGUUCCCGUUUGAAAGGAAAGUCGGGAGCGAGAGUGAUACUAGAAGGACCAGGAGGCGGAAAAAUUAAUUUGCAGCUUCAAAUGGAAGAUAUGACGCAUAACUCCGCAGAAUAUGAAGCACUGAUUUUGGGUCUGGAAGCACUUAUCGCUAAGGGAGUGCAGUCUGUUCUAAUCUAUGGGAAUUCUCAACUUGUUAUCAACCAAGUAUUGAAACGGUACGCGUGUAAUUUUCCCCAUUUGCAUAGAUACCGAGAUGUAGUGCUACACUUGUUAUAUAGAAUCGGGAAAGUAGUUUUUCAGCAUGUACCAAGAGUGGAAAAUCAGUUGGCUGAUAAUCUGGCUCAGAGUGCUUGUCAGCAGUUGAUUGGCAGUCUCGACUCUGGGACUGAUUGGAGAACAGAAAUUAUGGUACAUUUGGAAUCUCCAAAUUCUACUACUCAUGUUCGUGUUCGCUUAAAGGCUUUGCGUUUUCAGCUUAUUGAUGGGGUUUUAUAUAAAAGAACCUUUGAAGGGGUUUUGCUGAGGUGUUUGGGACCUGAGGAAUCUAUUAAAAUAAUGGAGGAGAUUUGCCAAAGGAUGUCAAGAGUGCCAGAAGCAUGGUCCUUUACAUCAUUUGCCAACAGUGGAUUUGCAGACAAUGGUAAAACCUUGGCCAUUCAAAGCUUGGGCGUUGGAUUUCCCUUGAAGAAUGCGGCGCAGAAAGAAGUGAUCGAAUUUGUACUCAAUCAUAUCAUCUAUCGAUUUGGAAUUCCUCACACUCUCACAACCGAUCAAGGGUUGAUGUUUACUGGGGAAAAGUUUGUUGAGUUUUUGGCCGAAUACAAUGUUAAAUUACACCAUUCUUCACCGUAUUAUCCACAGGCGAAUGGAUUGGCCGAAGCAGCAAAUAAGAUUAUUAUUGGCAUUAUCCGGAAAAUGGUGGAGGAGAAUCCAAGGAAAUGGCAUACUUUGCUAUAUCAGGCAUUGUGGGCUCAUCGAAAUAGUAGAAGUACUUCUACUGGAUUUUCCCCAUACCAAUUAACAUUCGGGCAAGAUGCAGUAUUACAUGCAGAAUUUGUCGUGCCUGCACCCAGGGUGCCCAGUACAACAACCUAUAUUGAUGAGGUGUAUUUACAAAAGAUGUGGCGACAAUUGGAAGAGUUAGAUACAGAUCGAUUGAACGCUUUGGACCAAGUGAUUAGGCAGAGUGAGAUUAGGGCAAAAUGUUACGGAAAGAGGGUGGUCCCUAAGUUCUUUGCAGAAGGCGAUCUGGUCUGGAAGACAAUUUUGCCGACCUAUAAGAAGGUAGAUCAAUUGGGGAAGUGGUCUCCCAACUGGGAAGGUCCUUUCAUUAUUCAUGAGAUAAUUGGAAAUGGAGCCUUUAUUAUCAUAAAUCAAGAGGGAAAAACGGUACAUGAGAAUAUUAAUGCUAAGUAUCUGAAAAGGUAUUACCCUACCUUUUCGGAACUUUGUCAUUAA
Messenger RNA from Andrographis paniculata, 2700 nucleotides. RefSeq lists its product as uncharacterized. The record is from RefSeq and is a predicted model, not a curated record. Gene Ontology annotation, molecular function: nucleic acid binding; RNA-DNA hybrid ribonuclease activity. Gene Ontology annotation, biological process: DNA integration. The transcript is spliced from 3 exons. NCBI's taxonomy places the organism in Eukaryota, Viridiplantae, Streptophyta, Magnoliopsida, Lamiales, Acanthaceae. The coding region runs from base 1 to 2700 and encodes 899 amino acids.